Raphanus sativus (radish) is the source of this 1262-nucleotide messenger RNA. RefSeq lists its product as uncharacterized. The transcript has a single exon. Bases 216 to 1004 code for a protein of 262 amino acids. NCBI's taxonomy places the organism in Eukaryota, Viridiplantae, Streptophyta, Magnoliopsida, Brassicales, Brassicaceae. The record is from RefSeq and is a predicted model, not a curated record.
AUUCUCUCAAGAAACAAAGUAAAAGAAAAAAAAAAGACAAAGAGAAAAACACAUUCUCCUUAUAUUAACUUCUCAAUUUCCUUACAUGAAUCUAAACUGAGAACACACCUGGUCUCUUCUUCUCAUAGAGUUCUGAUUUCCUAAGCAGCAAAAAGCUUUUGCUUAAGUUUCUUCUGUUUAAGUUUUUUUUGCUCGUUCGGUUCUUCUCCUCGCCAAUGGAUUCUUUCAACUCUCAGAAAACUAAAUCAAGAAAGAUAAAGAGGCUUGCGAAGAAGUCUCGUGCUCAGAUAAUCUUGGAUCUGUUUUACCGGGCCAUCGAGAUAGCUCUUGUCCUGGUUACGGCAGCUAAGCUAUGCUAUCAGCUCGUUAUCACGUUGCAUGAUUCUGGUGUCGCCGCGGCUAUUCUAGCAAACCGUAACCUUGCGUUUGUUAUAGCAAACGCCAUAGUCAUCGCUCUAAUCGCGAAAUCUGGCCUUCUCUUGAAUCAAGAAGUUGUCCCCAAUUGCAAAAGCAACGACCUCGACCUUUACGACGAGGUGAGAAACAGAGGAAAACAGAGCGAAGCAGAGAACAAGGCUACACAGAGCAUAAUAGAAGCCAGAGCAAAACAGAGAGAAGCAGAGAAAGAGACAGAGAGCAUAACUGAGACCAUAGCCAAAUACAGCAUUCCUGAGAAGAUAGAGACACGGAGUAAGCCUGAGAAGUCUACAAAACAUAGUACUUCAGUGCAGAGAGAGAAACAAAGCAAAGUUGAACAUCAGGAAACAACUGCGAAGAAGAUGGAGAAACAGAGUUUGGCUGAGAAGAUGCAAAGUCAGAGUUACCAACGAAGCAGGUCAGAGAAUCUGGAGGGUUUGGAGAAGAGUCCAUGUGGAAGAUUGAGGAGAUCAGAGACGGAUGCUUCUUCUGAAAGAUUUGAUUCUGACGAUGAACUCCGGUUCAAAAUCGAGUCUUUCAUUGCCAGGCAGAGGAGGAAUCAAUAUGAUAUGAUUAGCUUGGUUUAGCUUAGAUAAAACAAAAAUAUAUUAAAAUAACAAAAAAUAGUUUUUGCAAAUACCAUUCACGUAUGAUAAUGUGAGUGUUUGUUAUAAAAGGGUGAAAAUCUUUUAAAUCCUUGGCAUAAAUUUUUGUUUUUCCUUUUUCUGUUGUAUUUCUUUGUAAAAUAUAACAAAAUUUGAAUAUUUUGUUGUAUCAACUCGGAUUUUGAAGCAUUCUGCAACUAGCUAUAGUAUAUAGUUUCUUCAAUAAAAUUUAUAUUAAUA